AUGGCAUUCAAUCCGUACUAUGGCAGGGAUGGCAUGGCCAUGAACAGCAGCGGUGACAUGUACUACCGCCCCGACCCGGGGAUGGUGCGCGCCGAAAUCGCGACAUACAUGAACUCGACGCGGCCCAUGGGGCGCGGGCGCAUCAGCGUGGCGGGGCAGCAGCUGCUCAAGCGGCUGGAAUCAGGCUCAAUCGGCCCUCUCAAGGCCGAGACCCUCCUCAGCGCCCACGUCAAGGCGCAGCGCAACGCGCUCGAGUCGACGCGCAAGAUUGCCGCGGAGCUCGAGAAGAUGGAGGACAAGAUCGAUCCGUCCCUCGCGCCCGCGUUCCUCGCCGUUCGCGAAGAGUUCGGCCUGCCAGAGUCCGAGGCGCUCGUUAGACGGGGCCUGAGGGAUCAGGCCGCGAAGAGCUUCGAGGCGAGCCGGAAGCGGCGCGUUGACCAGCAGCCACCAGCUUACACCGACGGUGGGGCCGGUAGCAGCAGCAUCCUGAGCGGGGCACCAGCACCCAACGGCGCGGACGCGAACGCGAACGGCAGCACCAGCACUGACACCUCACGCCUACUGGAGCAGCUGCGCGCCGCCGAGGACGCACGCCGCACCGCGGAAAACGAACGGAGGAAGGCUAUGGACAUGUACCUCGCUGCUGAGGGCGAGCGGGCUCGUUUCGAGGCCGAGCUGCAGUCGUGCAAGUGUAGGAGGGAGAGUGGGAGGGAGACAGGCGAGCGGCGAUGGUAG
Vanrija pseudolonga is the source of this 735-nucleotide messenger RNA. RefSeq lists its product as uncharacterized. The record is from RefSeq and is a predicted model, not a curated record. The transcript has 3 exons. Lineage: Eukaryota; Fungi; Basidiomycota; Tremellomycetes; Trichosporonales; Trichosporonaceae. Bases 1 to 735 code for a protein of 244 amino acids.